Rasamsonia emersonii CBS 393.64 is the source of this 1218-nucleotide messenger RNA. RefSeq names its product Translation elongation factor eEF-1 subunit gamma. Lineage: Eukaryota; Fungi; Ascomycota; Eurotiomycetes; Eurotiales; Trichocomaceae. The coding region runs from base 1 to 1218 and encodes 405 amino acids. The transcript is spliced from 5 exons. Gene Ontology annotation, molecular function: translation elongation factor activity. The record is from RefSeq and is a predicted model, not a curated record. Gene Ontology annotation, biological process: translational elongation. Gene Ontology annotation, cellular component: cytoplasm; nucleus.
AUGUCUUUCGGCAAGCUCUACGGCCAGGCUAUCAACCCCCGCACCAUCCCCAUCUUGGUCGCGGCGAAGGCCAACGACCUUGAUCUGGAGCUGGUCCAGGCGGAGAACAAUGCCAAUGCUGAGUUCAACAAGUCUGCUGAGUACCGCAAGCUGAACCCGCUUGGCAAGAUCCCUACCUUUGUCGGCGCGAACGGCUUCGUCCUGACUGAGGCCAUUGCCAUUGCAAUUUACGUCACCUCCCAGAACGAGAAGACCACUCUGCUGGGCAAGACCAAGCAGGACUAUGCUUCCAUCCUGCGCUGGAUGUCCUUUGCCAACUCGGAGCUGCUGCCCCGCUUCGGUGCCUGGUACCGUCCCUUGCUCGGCCUGGACCCGUACAACAAGAAGGCUGUUGAGGAGGCCUCCAAGGCUGCGCUUACGACUGCUGCCGUCCUGGAGUCUCACCUUACCGCCAACACCUUCCUCGUUGGUGAGCGCCUGACCCUCGCCGAUAUCUUCGUUGCCGGUAUCUUUACUCGUGCCUUUGCCCUCGUCUUGGACAAGGAGUUCCGCGAGAAGCACAUUGCUAUCACCAGAUGGUUCCUGACCGUCGUCAACCAGCCUGUCUUCAAGGCUGUCGUUGAGAACCCCGUCCUCGUUGACGAGGCCAUCAAGUACACUCCCCCGAAGAAGGAGGAGAAGCCCAAGAAGGAGGCUGCCCUAAGCAGCAGCAGCAGCAGGAAACCCAGGAGGAGGAAGAGGAGCCUAAGCCCGAGCCCAAGCCAAAGCACCCUCUUGAGGCUCUGGCGCAAGUACUCCAACGAGGAUACCCGCCCCGUUGCCCUGCCCUGGUUCUGGGAGAACUACAAGCCUGAUGAGUACUCUCUGUGGCUUGUUGACUACAAGUACAACAACGAGCUCAAGCUCACCUUCAUGGCCAACAACCUUAUUGGCGGUUUCUUCAACCGUCUUGAGGCUUCUCGCAAGUUCCUCUUCGGUGCUGCCUCGGUGUAUGGCCAGAACUAUGACUGCCUCAUCCGAGGUGCCUUCCUCGUCCGUGGCCAGGAGCACCUGCCUGCCUUUGACGUGGCUCCCGACUGGGAGAGCUUCGAGUUCAAGAAGCUGGACCACACUAAGGAGGAGGACCGCAAGUUGGUUGAGGACUUGUGGGCUUGGGAUGUUCCUGUCGUCAGGGACGGCAAGGAGUUCCCUUGGGCUGAUGGUCAUGUCUUCAAAUAA